AUGAAGUCUUCCAUCCUGCUCAUGGGAGCGGUCACGACUGUGAUGGCCGCGCCCGCUACCCACAACUACCAAUUGCAUGAACGUCGUGAUGUGAUCCCCAGUUCCUGGAUUGAGGGUACGAGAUUGGAUGGCAAGACGUUGCUUCCCGUGAGAAUCGGGCUGACCCAGUCCAACCUGGACCAUGGCCAUGACCUCCUCAUGGAUGUGUCGGAUCCGUUUUCCCCGAAUUAUGGGCAGCAUCUCUCCGUCGAGGAGGUGCACGACCUGUUUGCACCUGCUAAGGACAGUGUGGAUGGCGUCCGCUCCUGGCUGGAGGAAUCCGGCAUCCCGGCCGAUCGUAUCUCACAGUCGGUGAACAAGCAAUGGAUUCAGUUCGAUGCAGAUGCCGAGGAGGUGGAGAAGCUGAUCAAGGCCGAGUACUAUAUGUACUCCCACGCGGAGACUGGCAAUUCCCAUAUCGUGUGCCGAGAAUACCACGUCCCGCACCACCUGCGUGACCACAUUGACUACAUCACCCCGGGCAUUGCCCUGCGCGAGGUGAAUGGCAUUUCUAAGGCCCGCCGCAGUCUCCAGAAACGUGGUUUCAACGGCCUGCCCCCUAUCAUUGAAAAACUUACGGUGUCCAUCGAGCAGCUCUUGGACAACCUUCUUGACCUUUGUGACGUUGCCGUCACCCCGGCCUGUAUCAAGCAAUUGUAUAACAUCCCCGAGGGUACGACAUCCACCAAGGGCAACGAGCUAGGCAUUUUCGAGGACAUUGGUGAUGUCUACGCCCAAGACGACUUGGACUUGUUCUUCACCACGCUGGCGAUGAAUAUCCCUUCGGGCACUCACCCCAUCCUCAAGGCCGUUGAUGGCGCCACGGCACCGACCACGGUGACGAACGCUGGUCCCGAAUCGGACUUGGACUUCCAGAUCUCAUACCCCAUCAUCUGGCCGCAGAACUCGGUGCUCUUCCAGACUGACGAUAUGCACUACGAGAACGACUACACUUUCCGGGGUUUCCUCAACACCUUCCUGGAUGCCAUCGAUGGCUCCUAUUGCAGCGAAAUCUCGCCUCUUGACCCGAAGUAUCCGGACCCCAACGGAUACAAGGGUAAGCUGAUGUGUGGCGUCUAUAAGCCGACCAAUGUCAUCUCCAUCUCGUACGGCAGCGCCGAGGCCGACCUUCCCAUCUCUUAUCAGCGUCGCCAGUGCCAGGAGUUCAUGAAGCUUGGUCUCCAGGGUGUAUCGGUUGUGGUCGCCUCGGGUGACUCUGGUGUGGCCGGUCGUGGUGGGGAUCCUACUCCUAGCAAUUGUUUGGGCAAGGAUGGCCAAAUCUUUGCCCCUGACUUCCCUGCCACCUGCCCGUAUCUGACGGCUGUGGGCGCGACUUACCUUCCCACGGGCGCUAGUGCCAAGGGCAGCAAUGAGGUGGCUGUGUCGCGUUUCCCAUCGGGUGGUGGUUUCAGCAACAUCUACGAGCGGCCUAAUUACCAGGCGCAGGCUGUGAAGGACUAUUUCAACAAGGCCCAGCCCACCUACCCCUACUACGAGAGCGUCAACAACAACAGCUUUGGCGCCAAUGGCGGUAUCUACAACCGCAUUGGCCGCGCCUAUCCCGACGUCUCUGCCAUUGGCGAUAACGUGAUCAUCUUCAACGCGGGUGCUCCCACCUCGAUUGGUGGUACCUCUGCCUCAUCGCCUGUGUUCGCUUCCAUCCUCACCCGGAUUAACGAGGAGCGUCUGGCAGCCGGCAAGAAGACCCUGGGCUUCGUCAACCCUACCUUGUACGCACACCCAGAGGCCUUCUUCGAUAUCACCUCCGGUAACAACGCGGGCUGCGGUACCAACGGCUUCAAUGCUACCGAGGGCUGGGACCCCGUUACUGGACUGGGCACGCCCAACUACCCUGCCCUGCUGAAAGUCUUCAUGAGCUAG
Molecule: messenger RNA, 1920 nt
Organism: Penicillium lagena
Lineage: Eukaryota; Fungi; Ascomycota; Eurotiomycetes; Eurotiales; Aspergillaceae
Product: S53 family peptidase
Exons: 5
Coding region: 1-1920 (639 amino acids)
Biological process (GO): proteolysis
Molecular function (GO): serine-type endopeptidase activity; tripeptidyl-peptidase activity
Source: RefSeq, a predicted model, not a curated record